CCCCUCUCUCCUUCUCUCUCUAACUUUCCCCUCAGGGGGCUCGCUCUUCUUCUUUGUCUCAGACUAGGGUUUCUUCUCCAUUGAAACCCAUCAUGAAAAAUAAUAAUUGAAACAUAAAAACAGAGUAAUUUUCACCUUAUAAAGGGAAGAAGAUCAAAUCCAUAUUCUCUUUCAACAGAUCAGGAGGCUCUUCUCUCUUGCAGCUCCCUGUGAAAAGAGGAAAACAACACUAAAAACAUAUGGCGUCGUCGUCGUGUACGAGCUACGCAAACUCUCCAUGCGCGGCCUGCAAGUUCCUGAGAAGGAAAUGCACCUCGGACUGCGUCUUCGCCCCGUAUUUCCCACCCGAGGAGCCGACAAAGUUCGCCAACGUACACAGGAUCUUCGGGGCGAGCAACGUUAGCAAGAUCUUGCAAGAAGUGGAGCCACAUCAGCGAGAAGAUGCAGUGAACUCACUGGCCUAUGAGGCAGAGGCGAGGCUGAAGGAUCCAGUGUACGGAUGUGUUGGAGCCAUUUCUAUACUCCAGAGGCAAGUCAUACGGCUUCAGAGGGAGCUCGAGGAGACUAACGCCGAUCUCAUGAGGUACGCCAGCUGUUUUGGAGCUGAAACGACGUCGUUUGGCGGCCGGAAAAGCGGAGGACGUGGCGGCGGACGUGACGGAGAAGGGUAUGGUGGUUAUUGAUCAGAGGUAGACAUGUUUUGUAUGUGAUGAUGUGUAUGAGCAUGCACAUAUAGACAUGCCAUAUCUGUUUAUUUUGUAGAUGCAUGUGUCAUGUGUGUAUUUUUGUCAUGGGGUGGUUAAUUGGUCGAUAAAUAAGUGAUGUAUUAAUUGGGUUGAUUUCGGCCCUAAUUAUGUAUAAUUAGGUUUACAUUUCCUAAUUAUAUAUGUUUGGAACA
Messenger RNA from Tarenaya hassleriana, 898 nucleotides. Its product is annotated as LOB domain-containing protein 25. Bases 240 to 683 code for a protein of 147 amino acids. The record is from RefSeq and is a predicted model, not a curated record. Lineage: Eukaryota; Viridiplantae; Streptophyta; Magnoliopsida; Brassicales; Cleomaceae. The transcript has 3 exons.